UCUGUUAUAUCUCAUCUGUUUUUAGCCUCCAGCCAACAAAUGGCACGCACGGAAAAGUGUUAUUUCGAUUAUCUUUGAUGACUCUAUUUUCUUUUCGUCAAUUUGGGCUUAAGGCACAGAAAGCAAUGUGUUCGUUUUCCAAUAUUUAUUCUGUGGCCUAUGUGACAGUUCCCAGUGACGAGAUCGCGAAAAAAUUGGCGCACGGUAUUGUGAAGAGUCAACUUGCUGCUUGUGUCAACAUCAUCCCUCAAGUAAAGUCUGUCUAUGAGUGGAAGGGCGAAGUAAAUGAAGAGAAUGAGCUGCUUCUCAUGAUCAAGACGAGGACGGAAACUGUAGGAAAUUUAACGAAAUAUGUGAAAGAAAAUCAUCCAUACGAACUCUGUGAAGUCAUAUCUCUUCCGAUAGACAACGGAAAUGAAGAAUAUCUGAAAUGGAUUGGCGAAAUUGUACCCCAGAGCAGUAAAAAUCCCGGAAAAAACAUUCAAAUUAAAUGAAGUAACUAAAUUAACAGCACGCGAUACGUCAAUUUUUUUCAUUUUAUUGCAUAUUGAUUAAUCCGAAACUAUUGAUUUUAUCAGAAAACAUUUCUCUUGAGGUAUUUACUCCGCUGCAAAGAACUCUUGAUAUUUUUCCCCCAUAUCCAUAGUUUACCACAUAAGUGAAUAAUUAAUAAAUAAUUCUCCCACUGAA
Molecule: messenger RNA, 690 nt
Organism: Fopius arisanus
Lineage: Eukaryota; Metazoa; Arthropoda; Insecta; Hymenoptera; Braconidae
Gene: CUTA
Product: protein CutA homolog
Exons: 5
Coding region: 78-494 (138 amino acids)
Biological process (GO): response to metal ion
Molecular function (GO): copper ion binding
Source: RefSeq, a predicted model, not a curated record